AUGAUGAAGAAAUUAUAUUUUAUAAUAUUAAUUAUAACAAUUUUUCCAUUUAUUAAUGGUGAUGGAUUUGUUGCUGAGGUAAAAUGUUUAUCAGAUGCUAUGGUUGUUAUUUUUAAUCGUUCCUAUCCGGAUUAUUUACGUUGGGAGGCUAAUUCAAAUUCUGAACCAGUUUUAUAUGUUCAUGGAAAAGGUUCUAAUCCAAUGUGUUCAACAACACUUAAAGGUGAUGUUGACCAAGGUAUUUAUAAUCUUUCUAUACCGUAUGGUCAAAUGUGUGAUGUAUUUCUUACACAUUUGGAACCUAAUUAUAGUACUGCUGAGACAGUUGUUGCUUUAGAAGAUGUUAAUUCUGAUAAUGAAGAACAUCCAACUAUUCUUAAUCAUGUAUAUUGUUUUUAUACAAAAUCUGUACAAACUAUAAGAUAUAAUAAUGUUAAAAAAGGACAAGAACUUGUUGCAAGUACAGGAUCAAAACCAAAACCGAAAGUUGAGAUGACAUUUACAGGUGUUGACAAUCAAACAUUAAAGGCAGCUAAAGUUGGUGAUACAUUGCAAUUAUAUAUUUCAUUAACACCAGAUGAAGCUUACCGUGCAAUGUUACCAAAAGAAUGUUUUUUUUCAGAUAAAGAAGAUAUGGAAGCACCUGGUGCAAGACGUGUUACAUUUGUUCAAUCAAAUUGUCCUGUAGAUAUGUUUUCUACAAUUGUUAAACCAUUAGCUAAUAUAAAUAAUAGAAUAUAUGUAACUAAAUUUGAUACAUUUCAAUUUAGAAAUCAAACAACAAUAUUUGUUCAUUGUACAGUUCAAAUAUGUUUAGAUCCUGAAGAAUGUGAAAGUAAUUGUUAUGAAAAAAUUUCAAAUUCUAAUUUAACGGCUGCAAGAUUAGGUUUUCGUAAAAGAAGACAUACAUCUGAUACAUCAUCUAAAUUAAAUGAUGCUGUUGAUGAAGUUACUGUUGUUCGUAGUAUAGAUAUAGUAAAAGAUAAUAUUUUAAAAAAUAAUCAAGAAAGAUCAGUUGAAUUACAACAAAUUCAACAUGAUGUCAUUCCUACACCAUUAUUAAUAUGUAUUAUUAUUUUAUCUAUAUUAUGUUUUACUACAACAAUUUUAUCAAUUGUACUUGCUAGAAAAUUAAGAAGAUCUAAUAAAUUAAAUGAUAUUCCAUGUUAUACAAGUUAUAGUGUUGAUGGAAUAUCGCCUACUGGAAGUAUUAUUCAUAAUCAACCUAUUGGAAAUUUUCAUCCAAAUAAUCCUGAUAAUGUUUAUGUAAAAAAUCUUCCUAAAAAUUUUAUAAAUUAUAUUAACAAAUAUUAA
This is a messenger RNA of Strongyloides ratti, 1314 nucleotides long. Its product is annotated as Zona pellucida domain-containing protein. The transcript has 3 exons. The coding region runs from base 1 to 1314 and encodes 437 amino acids. The record is from RefSeq and is a predicted model, not a curated record. NCBI's taxonomy places the organism in Eukaryota, Metazoa, Nematoda, Chromadorea, Rhabditida, Strongyloididae.